This is a messenger RNA of Helianthus annuus (common sunflower), 2968 nucleotides long. RefSeq names its product putative pentatricopeptide repeat-containing protein At1g31840. The record is from RefSeq and is a predicted model, not a curated record. Lineage: Eukaryota; Viridiplantae; Streptophyta; Magnoliopsida; Asterales; Asteraceae. Gene Ontology annotation, molecular function: protein binding. The coding region runs from base 129 to 2633 and encodes 834 amino acids. The transcript has a single exon.
GUAUUAUUGUCCCUCUUCCAAAGCCUAAACUGCCACAAAACCCCUCCUAAACCCCAGGGGGUCCCGUUUCGUGCUCACUAUAUGGAACUAUCUUCUUCAUCUUCUUCACAGGUAACUUCAACCCUAUAAUGCUCUUUCGUACAUCUUCUCCCACAUCAUUCACAAAGGUAAUUCUCCCUCACCUCCUCAAAUUCACCUCCAUUUCAUCUUCACCCACCCAUUUCUACUCUACAUCACCAAACACACACUUAAUCAACCACAUAAUCACAUCAUUCCAACAAAAUAACCAUACCCAACACUUGCUAAACCAUCCCCGUAUCUCCAAUUUGAAACCCCAUGAAGUAGAGCCGCUUCUGUUGGGUCUACGUUCAAAUCCCACUUUAGCAGUUAGGUUUUUCGAGUGGUGUGAGAAUCAUUUAGGGUUUCAUCAUCAUAAUCUUGAAUCUUUUUGUGGGCUUGUUUAUUUUCUGUUAGAAAAGCGGAUGUUUGAUCAUGCACGUAAGGUGUUUGAUAAAAUGACUGAGAGAGUUGGGGAUUUUGAUUGUUUUGAUGCUUUUUACGCGGUCGUUAGGAAUUACAGUUCGAAUGGUGGUUCUUCGAAUGCUACUACUGUUUAUAGUUUUUUGAUUGGUAACUAUUGUCGAAUUGGGAAGGUUUAUCAGGCGGUCGAGGUGUUUUUUCGGAUGUCGAAAACCGGUAUUUCUAUCUCACCAUAUGCGUUGAUGAGAUUGUUGAAUAGUUUAGUUGAUUUGAAGAAGAUUGGAGUCAUAACAGACGUGUAUUCGGAAAUAAGUAAUGAUAAAAAUUUGUGUUCGAAUGCUUACGGGUACGUAAUGGGCGGUUUCUUUAAGAAGAAUGAAGCAAGUUUAGCAUUUGAGUUCCAUAGAACUGUUAUCGAAAGACGUCUUGUGCCUAAUGUAGUUACUUGUAAUAAGAUCACGAAAGGUCUUUGCAACGACAGAUGUUUAAACAUCGCACACGACUUCUUAUCUUUAUUAAUAGAGGUCGGACCACACCCUACAGUAGUAACGUUUAGCACAUUAAUCAAAGCGUAUUGCCACGAAUCGAAACUAGAAGAAGCAUUUCAACUUUACGAUCAAAUGCUGGUAAUAGGAAUCGUUCCCGAUUUAGUCGUAUACAGUAUUUUGGUCGACGGUCUUUUUCGCGCAGGCAAGUUAGAAGAAGGGCGUCAAGUAAUAUUGGUUGCUUUAGAUAAAGGUAUCGUUUUAGAUGUCGUGAUUCUUAGCUCCAUGAUAGACGCGUAUGUAAAAAACGGAAAUCUCGAAAAUGGUUUCGAAGUUUAUAAAAAGAUGCUUAAGGGCAGGAUCAAACCGAGCAUAGUUACAUACGGCAUUCUCGUAAACGGAUUGUGUCGAAACGGGUGGGUUCGUGAGGCUAGUGGCGUAUUCGGUCAAGUUUUAAAACAGGGUCUCGAGCCGUCUGUGUUGUUUUAUAGCAGUCUUAUCGAUGGCAUGUGCAAGUCGGGAAAUUUGAGAUACGGUUUUCGGUUAUAUGAUGAAUUGGUAGCUUACGGUUAUACUCCGGAUGCUACGGUAUAUAGUGUGCUUAUAAACGGUCUUACGAAACACGGUAUGAUUCGUGAUGCUGUUCGAUUCUUUUAUCAGUCUCUGAAUAGUGAUUUAAAGCCUGGUGUCAUUGCUUACAACACGUUGAUUGACGGUUUUUGUAAAUUAAAGCGAACGAAGGAUGCGGUUAAAUUGUACAGUAAAAUGGGUAUGUAUAAUCUAAAACCAGAUGUAGCUACUUACACGAUUCUGAUCAAAGCGAUUAUCGAGUCUAGAAGGCUUCUGGAAGCUUUGAUUUUGUUCUUUCGAGCCUUGAAGAGCGGUUUUCCUCUUGAUCGCGUUACAUAUUGUGCACUUAUGCACGGUUUUUGUAACGAAAACAACGUUAAUAUCGGGUUAUGGAUUCUCGAUCUAAUGACUAGAAACAGGGUUGAACCCGAUAUCGACAUUUAUAACGUCUUGAUAAACGGGUUUUUCAAAAGCGGUCAAGGGGGAAAGGCGGUUAACCUUUUUAAGCAUGUUCAGAACCACGGACCCGAACCUGAUAUUGUGACGUACAACACGAUGAUCAGCGGUUACUGUUCGUUAAAAAUGUUGGAAGAAGCCGUUCAACUUUACAAAGCGGUGAAAAAACCUAAUGCGAUUACCUACACUAUCUUGAUUGAUGCGUAUUGCAAAGAAGGUAAACUCGAGGAUGCAAUGUCGAUAUUUUCACGUAUGUUAAAAAGCGGUUUAGAACCUAACGUCGUUACCUACAGUGGUUUAAUCGAUGGUCAUUUUAAAAUGUUGAAAAUGGAAACCGCUCUCGAGUUACAUGAAACGAUGCUUAGGAAUGAUGUUUCUCCGAAUAUUGUGAGUUGCAGCGUCUUGAUUGACGGUCUUUGCAAACGGGGAUUAAUGGAGAAAGCGUCGGUGGUGUUUCGUGGUGCUUUAGAACGAAAUCUGUUGCCGGAUGUUAUAACGUAUGCGAUUAUGAUUCACGGUUAUUGUAAGGUUGGAAGAUUAGGCGAUGCCACGUCGCUGUAUAGACGUAUGCGUAACGAGGGUAUAGUUCCUGAUAGAUUAUUAGAAAGAGUUGUUGAAGAGUAUGGUCUUGCAGAUGUUUAAAUUCAACCCACAUAUAUGGAUCCAUACAUUCAGGUGUUAUUUAAUGUAUUGAUGAUGGGUCAAGUGGGUAAAACGAAAUGGGUUAAAAGCAUGGUUGUAAAACAAAGUUUCAAUCUCGAAGGCCGAGUAAUCCCAGAGUACUCGCUACAAGGUAGGCUGCCGAGGCCCGAGUACUCUUCUUAUAGGCUGAAUACUCCUCGAGUACUCUCCGCCUAGGCCGUGUACUUCCCGGGUAUUCUCAAAUCCGACUAGGGAGCGGCUAACGAAUUUUGCAUAAUGUGGUAAAAGAAAUCGGAUAUCGGUCAAGGACCAAUAUUUGAGAUAUUGGUUAUCGC